Molecule: messenger RNA, 990 nt
Organism: Venustampulla echinocandica
Lineage: Eukaryota; Fungi; Ascomycota; Leotiomycetes; Helotiales; Pleuroascaceae
Exons: 1
Coding region: 1-990 (329 amino acids)
Source: RefSeq, a predicted model, not a curated record
AUGGACGAGAUUGAGCAUCUGGCACAGAGCGAUCCUAAGGAGAAAGCAAAAUUUUCACCUUGGGUUGCGCGGGUCUUUUCUGACCUUGGUUUGAUUGCACGUGUCCGUCAUGAGUUGGAUAUAUAUCAACCGUGGGCUGCUAGUUUCGAUUAUGAAUACGCAUUUCAUCGAGACGCAAUUGAAAAAGACUUUCCCCGUCGGGUUGCUUUACUCUCACAGCUUGAGCGACACUUCAAGGAGCUAUCGGUCGCCAAGGUCGGGUCACCAACAGAAAACCGAUUCUUCUACCCAUCUGACAAACGACGGACCAAACAAACCGCAGAGAGUAUGCGAAAGGCAGAAUACAAUCUAGAUUUGUUCUGGGAGAAAGUAGACGGGCACUAUCGGCGGAAAACUGGAAAGUCGCUUGAUGAGGCUGUACAACAUAUCUUUACGGAAGCACGCCAAUUGGAGCGAACUCCCGAGUGGGUUGAGCCUAUCCAAGAGAUAAAAGCCACGAUCCCAGUUAACAAUAAGAAUGGCUUGCAAGAACCACUCUCUGUACCACGGUUUGAGCCUACGGACUCUCCCUUAAAAUUCGUUUCCCCUCGGCUAAAGAUUAAGUCCAAGAAACGAGGCUCUGCCCAAGACUACCUAAGUACCAUACAGGAUACUCCAUUGCUAGAGAAAGACCCGCAACCCAUCUUCACACUCAAAACUCGGGCCUUCAAAGUCUUCAAGGCCCUGUUCUACAACUCCUCUCAGUCUGACAUACCAGGCGAGAUUUCCUGGGCAGAUUUCCUCUACGCCAUGGCUUCAACGGGGUUUGGGCCGGAGAAGCUGUAUGGGUCGGUUUGGCAGUUUACACCUUCAACGCUCGAUGUAGAACGCAGCAUUCAUUUCCAUGAACCUCAUCCAAUAGGUAAAAUACCAUUGCGGAAUGCGAGGCGGAUUGGAAGGCGCUUAAGUCGAGCGUAUGGAUGGCAUGCGGGUAUGUUCGCAGUCGAGUAG